Papaver somniferum (opium poppy) is the source of this 1341-nucleotide messenger RNA. RefSeq lists its product as uncharacterized. The coding region runs from base 163 to 1143 and encodes 326 amino acids. The transcript has a single exon. Lineage: Eukaryota; Viridiplantae; Streptophyta; Magnoliopsida; Ranunculales; Papaveraceae. The record is from RefSeq and is a predicted model, not a curated record.
CAGAAUUUCUAAAGACUACUUGAAGCCCUUAAACCACUUCUUCUCUAUCUUUAAACCACUCUGACUCUUCAAAUCUAGAAAGAGAAAAGAGAGGUUUAGAAAAAUCUCCAGGAAUUAACACUUAAACAAUAUUCCUUAAAACUCAUUCAUCUUCUCUCUAAAAUGAAGGAUGAUAAACCUCCACAACAACAUAAUCAUCAAAGAAAAAUUAUUACAAGGUUCAGUCAACCAUUAAUCUAUCUUCUUGUCAUCUCUCUAUCUUACACACUUGGUUACUUAUCAUCAUCAUCGUCAUCAUCGACAACUCAUAAUAUCACCACCACCGCCACCACUUCUAUACAACCAAGCCCACCUUCUUCUUCCUCGAGCAAAACCACCACCGGUACUGCCAAGUCAACGUUGUCCUCUAUACCCACCGAUUCAUUAGAUCAUUUUCGAUUUUUAACUCGUUGCGGUAAGCCAGUUUCACCGGAACUGAUUCGACAAACGCUUCUAUACAAAGUUUACAAUGGAACGUCGCCAUACAGUGAAUUCCCACCACCCCAUAUUAAUUCCCUGAUAAAAGAGAAAAGAAUCAAAGGUUGGGGAUCAAAAGGAGCUGUUUUUGAAAACUUGAUUCGAAAAGUUAAGCCAACAACUAUAAUUGAAGUGGGUACGUUUUUAGGCGCUUCGGCGAUUCAUAUGGCUGAGUUGACUCGUUCAUUAGGUCUCAAAACUCAGAUUCUUUGUGUUGAUGAUUUUCGUGGAUGGGCUGGUUUUCGAGAUGAACGAUUUAUGGAUAUUCAAAUGGUUAAUGGUGAUAUCAUGCUUAUGUAUCAGUUCAUGCAGAAUGUUGUUUACUCGAAUGCAACUGAGUUGAUUUUGCCGAUCCCCUUUUCAACUCAAUCGACACUUGACAAAUUCUGCGAGUGGGGUAUUUUAGGCGACCUGGUUGAGGUUGAUGCAGGUCAUGAUUUCCACUCGGCUUGGUCUGACAUAAAUCGGGCUUACAAAAUUUUACGGCCAGGUGGUGUCAUGUUCGGGCACGAUUAUUUUACAGCAGCGGAUGAACGUGGAGUUCGGCGAGCUGUCAACCUGUUUGCUCGAGUCAAUGGCUUUCGAGUUCAAGUUGACGGACAACACUGGGUCAUUGACUCAAUCUAGAUCAAAAUGGCUCACUGUCUCUAAAAGAUUCAACUUUGGAACAGUUGAGCCCACAAAAUGGCAUGUAAAUAUAAUACAGUAAUUUGAGAUUUGUUUGUUUGUUUUCCAGGGCUGUUGAUUAGUUCUUGUUGAUAUAUCAUCUUAUUGUGUAGAUUUUAGUUAGCUACUAGUAUACUGCAAGAUAACCCCAUUUGCACC